Messenger RNA from Mollisia scopiformis, 829 nucleotides. RefSeq names its product 40S ribosomal protein S23. The transcript is spliced from 3 exons. Gene Ontology annotation, molecular function: structural constituent of ribosome. The coding region runs from base 204 to 641 and encodes 145 amino acids. NCBI's taxonomy places the organism in Eukaryota, Fungi, Ascomycota, Leotiomycetes, Helotiales, Mollisiaceae. Gene Ontology annotation, biological process: translation. The record is from RefSeq and is a predicted model, not a curated record. Gene Ontology annotation, cellular component: cytosolic small ribosomal subunit; ribosome.
UUCAAUUCGUAUAUCUUUUAGUCUUGGAGCUUGUACCAGCCGGAAGAACGUAAGUCCGAUUGGCUUGCGAGUGGGGUGGCAUGACAAACUCGACUUAGCGUGCGCACCAAAGUAAUUCAAAAAUUGAACCCACGAAUUUGCACCUCACGACGACAACGACAACCCUUCCAACCAAACACCCCAUAUCGCCAUAAACCGCAAUCAUGGGUAAAGGAAAGCCCCGUGGUCUCAACGCCGCCCGCAAGCUGCAAAAUCACCGCCGCGAGCAACGCUGGGCCGAUCUCUCGUACAAGAAGCGCGCGCUGGGAACGGCAUUCAAGUCCUCGCCCUUCGGAGGCUCCUCGCACGCCAAGGGAAUCGUUCUCGAGAAGGUUGGUGUCGAGGCCAAGCAGCCCAACUCUGCUAUUCGGAAGUGUGUCAGGGUGCAAUUGAUUAAGAACGGAAAGAAGGUUACUGCUUUCGUACCCAACGAUGGUUGUCUCAACUUCGUAGACGAGAACGACGAAGUGCUCCUCGCCGGAUUCGGUCGCAAGGGCAAAGCCAAAGGAGAUAUCCCCGGUGUGCGAUUCAAGGUCGUCAAGGUCUCUGGUGUCGGUCUGUCUGCGCUCUGGAAGGAGAAGAAGGAGAAGCCUAGAUCGUAGAGAGAGGGGUGUUUCUGGUGUUAUUUACAUUUGCAAAGGAUGCAUUGGGCUCUUUGAAGAUUUGAGCUUUGCAUUCAUGGUCAUGGAAUAAAAAAUACUUGAUCACCAACACCACAAAUCGAGGACUUUGAGAACAAAUUGUGCUGUUGUGUGAUAUCCGAGUGCAAUGAGAAUUAUGCCUGGAUCAA